This is a messenger RNA of Ogataea parapolymorpha DL-1, 1308 nucleotides long. RefSeq lists its product as uncharacterized. The record is from RefSeq and is a predicted model, not a curated record. NCBI's taxonomy places the organism in Eukaryota, Fungi, Ascomycota, Pichiomycetes, Pichiales, Pichiaceae. Bases 1 to 1308 code for a protein of 435 amino acids. The transcript has a single exon.
AUGGAUCUCCUUGACGAAUUGAGCGACCUGCCCGCUGUGCGCAGGACUUUCAAGGCCUCAAGCAAGGAGACUGACUUCACGCAGUUCAGUAUAUUUCAAGAUGCCACCCAGGAAGUUUCUCAGUCCACGCAAGUGAUCGAGCAAGAGAAGACCAGCAGUUUUGGGCUACUGGGUAUUGACUCGGGGUUUAUUGGGGCGGUCAUGAAGCGACUGAAUGGUGAAAAGGAAGAGUCGACGGAGCAAGUUAAUGACAGCGAAGAUGAGGUUGCGCCAGAAAGCGAGCCCGAGGAACGCGAAAAAACACAGCAUACUCUCAUAUUUGAAAAGCCCAUUACCGAGGUCCCCACCACGCAGCAGGUGGAUGAAAUAUUGCGUGCUGAAAGUGAUGACGCUGAGGACCCCGAAGAGACACAGGAAUUUGUUCCUGACCGUCAGAUCAACCCUGAAGACGACAUCAUUGCUGCAAUACCAGACUACGACAAACUAAGUGUACAGGACAAGAUCCAGGCCCGUAUCAACGAGAAGCGGCGCCGAAGAGAGCUUGAGGAACAGCAGAAGGCGAUGUCUGUGCCUGUUGCAGUGCGCGAAGAGCGGAAAAAGCCCAUCAAUCCACUCGUUGAGGUGGUCAAGCAGAACGAGCUGAUUAAAAAAUCUACCUUUACGGUAAAGAAACAGAACGCGUCAAAAUUCGAUCCGAAAAAGCUGGUUGAAGAAUUCAUGGACUCAGACGAAGACACUUUCUCCCAAGCAGCCAGGGACACUCCCCAGACGUCGCCCAAGGCUGAUAUUCCGACCGAGGUGGCCGAACUGCAGAAGGGAGAAAUGGUGGAACUAGAAUCCGACUCCGACGACGAUCUUGCGCAGAUCAAGUUUGGCGCAUCCAAGAAGAGUGUUUUUGAGGUCCGUCGCAAACUUUCCAAGAAAGAGCGUCCUCCGCCGGUCACGCUGAAGAACCUGAUCAAGGAGGAAAAACGGCGUCAGAUGCAGGCACUGGGCCGAAAACAUGUGGAAGUCGUGAUGGAGGAUAAGGAGGACGAGAUCAUGAAGAUGAUGCAGAACGAGAUUGAGCGUAACAAGCGGCUGAGGGAGCGCGAACGGAGUGCCGCUGAGCGUCGGAAGCGCGAGAAGGAGAGGCUGCUAAGGGGUGAAAUCAGUGACGAUGAGAGUGAUUUGGAUUACGAUGGGGCAGAGGAGGAGGAGGAGGAAGUAGAAGAAGAAGGAGACGAAGAAGAAGAAAAAGAAGAAGAAGAAGAAGGAAAAGGAGAGAAUGAGGAAAAAAGAGAAAAAGGAAGCAGACGAGGACACUGA